UUACCAAAUUAGUUUAUUUAUCAUCUCCACGCCCAAAUCGCAUCUUUCUUCUAGCUAAGCUUGAUCCCACAUCCGGGAGUCAAAGCAUCCUCCUGAGGACGAACAAGCUAGCGCCACACUCCACAGGCCUUUAGCUAACCUGCAGAUAGGUGGCGAAGGUGAUCCCACGAGAGGCGCUGCUGGAAAUGGCUUGUGAAUAUGAAACUUGGGAGGAGAGGCUACAGGAUCCAACUGCCACUCCGGUGUCUUUGCCAUUAGAAUUUCUGAAAACCAUCACACACGAUUUUUCAAGCGAGCAAGAGCUUGGGAGCGGUGGGAGUGGCGUGGUUUACAAGGGAGUUCUUCCGAGUGGGAAACUCAUUGCUGUCAAGAAGCUCUUGGACCUACAUAAUAUGGGAGAUGAGAAAUUCCGGAAGGAGGUCAGUUCUCUUAUGGGGAUCAAGCACCGAAACGUAGUGCAGUUUGUAGGUUACUGCGCCGAAUCAAGUUUUGAAGCGAUAGACCUGCAAGGGAAUGGGAAUUAUAUUUUGGCUGAAAUACCGAAAAGAUUGCUCUGCUUUGAGCAUGUGUGUAAUAAAAGCCUAGACAAGUAUAUAUCUGAUGAAUCUUCGGGCCUUGAGUGGAGCGUGAGAUACGAAAUAAUCAGAGGAAUUUGUGCUGGUUUGCAUUAUCUUCAUGAGGAAUGCCACAUUGUUCAUCUCGACUUGAAACCUGAAAAUAUAUUGAUGGAUGCUACAAUGGUGCCAAAGAUUGCGGACUUCGGUCUGUCAAGGAUCUUCGGAGACAAGCAAUCACGAAUCAUCACUCAAAAUUUUCUAGGAAUCCGUGGAUAUAUGGCACCAGAAUACAUAAUCCAAGGCAUUGUCUCCAUCAAGGCCGACAUGUACAGUUUUGGUGUUCUAAUUAUCGAGAUACUCACAGGUUGUAGAUACUAUCCCCUCAGCAAGGAAAAUAAUCCUCAGGGGUCUGAUACAUCUUUCCAGCACUUCAAAGAGAAAAUCCAAGAAGCUUUGAAUACUCUGCAUCAAGGAUAUAAGGGGACAGAGAUAAGUUGUGAUCAAGAGGAGGGCCACUGGGGGGAUCAUGCAAAAUUGACGAAUAUUUGCAGAGAAACAGGAGAAGAAAAUAUCAAAUCUGAGAUCAAAAUACCAUUUAACAGUAUUCCAGAAGAAGCUAAUAAACAUGAUGUCCUGGAGAGCAUGCUAUGUGAUGAGAGUGUUGAGCCGACAUUUCUUGAGUUAUCACUCUUACAGGAAAUCACGAGUAAUUUCUCUGAUGAUCAUGAGAUUGGUAGGAGUCGUUCAGGAGUGAUUUACAAGGGAAAUCUUUCAAAUGGGAGUACUGUCAUUGUGAAGAGAAUCUCAAUUUCAAUUGCAAUUGGUGACCAAUUAUUUCUGUGUGCGGUUAAGUCCCUCAUGGGUGUUAAGCACAACAACAUAGUACGGUUUCUAGGUUACUGUGCUAACGCGGAAGGGAAGGUGGCAAUGGAAGGGGGCGAAAGCGUUAUUGUAAUGGUGCGAGAGAGGUUGCUCUGCUUCGAAUAUCUGUCUAAUGGGAAUCUUAAGAGCCUUCUUACUGAUGAAUCUCGUGGAUUUGACUGGCGUACACGCUAUCAAGCAAUUAUAGGAAUUUGUCAAGGCUUGUGUUAUCUUCACGAUGGUUUUAUCUCUCAUCUAGAUCUCAAGUUAGACAAUAUAUUAUUUGACGAUAAAAUGGUUCCAAAAAUAUUGGAAUAUGGUUUUUCAAGAGUAUUUAGUGAGGCGAUAAGACGGACUGUCCUUAAAAACAUCCAUGGAUCUCUGGCAUAUAUGACAACGCCAGAGUACUUGGCUGGUGGACAAAUCACACUGAAGUCUGACAUAUACUGUCUGGGCUAUUUAAUUAUGCAGAUAGUAACCGGACAAAGCAAAACGAACUACUCAGACACAGAGUUAGCAAGUAUAACUGAAAGUUGGAGGAGUAGGCUAGAACCGGAAGCGUCGAAGGGGCACACAUUCGAAACAUGUUCCCAACAAGUAAAAAUAUGCAUUGAGAUAGGGAUAAACUGCAUGGACCAUGACCCUGGGAACAGACCUACUACUCGGUGUAUCGUCCGUAGGCUUGAUAAUAAAAGGGAAAUGGAACAGUCAUUCGGAAGUGACGUAAGUAAUUCAUCCCCGAAGAAGAUAAGUUCUCUGUCUAAGCGGAUGCAAAUAAGCCCUCUGUCUAAGCUAAGCUCUCUGUCUAAGUUGAUGCAAAUAAGCCCUGUGUCUAAGAUGAUUGUCUGCAAGCAGAUGAUUUUUCCAGCGCUACGGGCGCCACGGGCGCUACACUCAGCGGGUGUAAAGAUAGUGCUCAAGGUGGCGCUCAACUGCAAGAACGGCAAAUCAUGCAUCAUGCACGUUGUGUCAAAAAUCGAUGGAAUAAGGUCGCUGGCAUACGACAGCGGCAACAACACGUUGACGGUGCAGGGGUGCGUCGACGUGAUGGUGAUCGUGGCUGUGCUACGCAAGAGGAAGCACGGGGUGCAUGUAAUUACUGUGGGAGACGCAAAGAUGGAGGAGGAAACUAGAACGCACUCAACGCGUUACUGCCCUGCGUGCCUGUCCAGCUACAUCGCUGCCGCUGAUGGCCAGGAGGCCUCCUGCACCAUCAUGUGAGAUAUCCAGCGUAAAAUUUGUUACCACAUCAAAUUAAGGACGGAAGCGUGCAUGCACGAUCAGCCACCAAAAAAACAUUUAUAAUGUACUAGCAAAAGUGCACGUGCGUUGCAUCGGGUAACUAAAUACCCAAGAUGUUGACAAUUCUCCUCUUUCUCACCAUUCGCCGGACUAUGGUAGAUUGCAAGCCCCUGGCUGCAUCUUGAUUUAUAAUACCGUAAAUUUGUAAGAAUGGUUGGCAACAUACUUAAAUUUUAUUACGAUAUGAAUACUAAAUUAGUACUCA
Lolium perenne is the source of this 2925-nucleotide messenger RNA. RefSeq lists its product as uncharacterized. Gene Ontology annotation, biological process: protein phosphorylation. Gene Ontology annotation, molecular function: protein kinase activity; ATP binding; metal ion binding. NCBI's taxonomy places the organism in Eukaryota, Viridiplantae, Streptophyta, Magnoliopsida, Poales, Poaceae. The record is from RefSeq and is a predicted model, not a curated record.